This is a messenger RNA of Drosophila takahashii, 820 nucleotides long. RefSeq names its product translocase of outer membrane 20 (gene Tom20). Gene Ontology annotation, cellular component: mitochondrial outer membrane translocase complex; mitochondrial outer membrane. Gene Ontology annotation, molecular function: transmembrane protein transporter activity. Gene Ontology annotation, biological process: protein import into mitochondrial matrix; tRNA import into mitochondrion; protein targeting. NCBI's taxonomy places the organism in Eukaryota, Metazoa, Arthropoda, Insecta, Diptera, Drosophilidae. The record is from RefSeq and is a predicted model, not a curated record.
UAUUGAUUUUGUUUUAUGUAAAUGGCACAUGCGGAAUGUAAAAUAAAACCCUGUUGAAGCUGAGAAUUUUCGUAAUAACAUGCUUGAAAUGAACAAAACUGCAAUCGGCAUUGCAGCGGGAGUGGCUGGCACUCUGUUCAUUGGAUACUGCAUCUACUUCGACAAGAAGCGCCGCAAUGAUCCCGAGUACAAGAAGAAAGUCCGCGAGCGUCGCCGUCGCAACAGGAAAAGCGGCACUGCCAAGCCAGGAAUUCCAAACCUGAACGACCAUGAAGCCAUUGAAAGAUAUUUCCUACAAGAAAUCCAGCUGGGCGAGACCCUGAUCGCCCGCGGAGACUUCGAGACUGGCGUGGAGCACUUGGCGAAUGCCAUCGUGGUGUGUGGCCAGCCGGCUCGUCUGCUGCAGGUGCUGCAGUCCUCCCUUCCAGCCCAAGUAUUCGCGAUGCUGAUCGUCAAAAUGCAGGAGUUCGGGAACCGGGCGGCCGAGGGCAACGAAGGGGGAAUCACUCUGGGACAAAGUUCGGGGCAACAGCUUGACGGCGCCAAAAUUAUCGAGUGUUCAUCUGGAAACGCAAGUAUCGAUGACCUUGAAUAAUAUUUGGAGAUGGCUACAGAAAUUGAAAUAUAAAUUUCAACAGUAGAAAUUAAGGGCUUCACAUAUAAACAUCAUAUUUUUUUUAUAUAUUGAUUUCUCUGGAUGUUCCCAAUACAUAAAAAUAAAUAUGCGUAAACUGUUAACACUUAACGAUUGUGCUCUGAUUUUUGUUUUGUGUGGUAGUGACGUUAAACGAAUAUUAAAGAUCAACUCUACGAAGCUAUA